Messenger RNA from Cylas formicarius (sweet potato weevil), 1467 nucleotides. RefSeq names its product beta-centractin (gene Arp1). The record is from RefSeq and is a predicted model, not a curated record. The transcript has 6 exons. The coding region runs from base 107 to 1237 and encodes 376 amino acids. NCBI's taxonomy places the organism in Eukaryota, Metazoa, Arthropoda, Insecta, Coleoptera, Brentidae.
CCGCUAAUCGAAAACGAAGAAGACCGUGAGUCAGUCCAUUCGACAGCUUGUCAAAUGCGAAAACCGCAGAGUAGUGUGUAGAAUAGGCGUGUUUUUUUUAUGUGAAAUGGAAGCUUACGAAGUUAUUGUCAACCAACCCGUAGUGAUAGACAACGGGACCGGCGUGAUCAAGGCUGGUUUCGCGGGCGACCAAAUCCCCAAAUGCAGAUUUCCCAACUAUGUGGGUCGACCGAAACACGUCCGGGUAAUGGCGGGGGCACUCGAGGGCGAUAUUUUUAUAGGGCCAAAAGCGGAGGAGCACAGAGGUUUGUUGUCGAUAAAGUACCCGAUGGAGCACGGCAUAGUAACGGAUUGGAAUGAUAUGGAGAAAAUCUGGAGCUACAUCUACAGCAAAGACCAGCUAAACACAUUUUCUGAAGAGCAUCCAGUUUUGUUGACAGAAGCUCCCCUAAACCCGAGGCCUAACAGGGAGAAAGCGGCCGAAAUUAUGUUUGAAACGUUCAACGUCCCCGCCCUCUUCAUUUCCAUGCAAGCUGUACUUAGUUUAUAUUCUACGGGUCGGACGACCGGUGUAGUGCUCGACUCGGGUGACGGCGUCACACACUCUGUACCCAUUUACGAAGGAUUCGCGCUGCCCCAUAGCAUAAUGCGAUCUGACAUAGCGGGUCGGGAUGUUUCCCGCUAUCUCCGACUGUUGCUUCGGAAAGAGGGAAUCAUUUUCCGGACAACAGCCGAAUUCGAGUCAGUACGGACCCUCAAGGAGAAGGCCUGUUAUCUCUCUAGUAACCCCGCCAAAGAGGAGUCUGUUGACACAGAACAAAUCAACUAUACAUUGCCAGACGGUAGCAUAAUCAAAGUGGGGCCCGCCCGUUUUCGGGCGCCCGAGAUAUUGUUUAAGCCGGAUUUAAUUGGUGAGGAAUGUGAGGGACUGCAUGAGGUGCUCAUGUAUUCUAUUCAAAAGUCUGACUUGGACCUGCGAAAGGUGUUGUUCAAAAACAUCGUUUUGUCAGGCGGUUCGACUUUAUUCCGGGGCUUUGGCGACCGACUGUUGUCGGAAAUUAAAAAAAUGUGCCCCAAAGAGAUCCAAAUUAAAAUCUCGGCCCCACAAGAACGACUGUACUCGACAUGGAUCGGAGGAUCGAUUCUCGCAUCGCUCGACACAUUUAAAAAGAUGUGGGUGUCGAAGCGAGAGUUCGAUGAGGAGGGUCAACGCGCGAUUCAUAGGAAAACAUUUUAGUUUUAUUAGAAAAAUUUUCCAGGUGAUUUUUUGGUGACUUAACAUCCCAGUUAUGUUUGUGUUAAUCUUAUUUAUUUGCUGCUAAGAGCGUGAUGGCGGCGAACAGUGUAAAGUGCAGUUGAAUGAUCUUAUAUAGCUAUAAUUUUUCUACGAAAGUGUAUAGAUUUAAUCAGGCACAAAAUAACAUAUUAUUGCAGCUUAGAAAGAGAUGUUUUUUUUUACCUUUUAUU